Molecule: messenger RNA, 2721 nt
Organism: Belonocnema kinseyi
Lineage: Eukaryota; Metazoa; Arthropoda; Insecta; Hymenoptera; Cynipidae
Exons: 6
Coding region: 1-2721 (906 amino acids)
Molecular function (GO): zinc ion binding; nucleic acid binding
Source: RefSeq, a predicted model, not a curated record
AUGAUUCAUCCAUACCCAGCUGUACACUAUAGCUCCAUAGUUAGAGCAGGGGUGGGACAAUUAGUGAGAGUGAGUGAGAGGGACACCUCGGUUCCUGAGGGUCCGGAAGGGCGAGAAGCGGCACUUCAGAUUGACGCGUUUUCGAUGAAAAAGGACAUUAGCAUCGUCGACUGGAUCGAUAAAGUCGAAGAGUGCGGUGAACGAUACAACUGGGAUGACCUGGCGAUCAGGCAUUAUGCCCUCGCCAAGUUGGUCGGCGUGGCGCGCCGUUGGAGAGACAGCCUGAACCGAGACGAUCAACGCGAUUGGCAAGGCUGGGUGGAACUCUUAAAGAAGAACUUUCCCUGUAAGAAGAGCGUUUUGAGUUUGCGGUUGGCAGCUCAAAACUACAAAAAGAAACCGUCACAGGACAUGACGGAAUAUUUCUACGAAAAACUGUCCAGGUGCAAUGAAGCCGACAUGUGUAGUGAUGAGUGUAUCAAGUGGAUAGUCCAUGGACUGAAUAGUACGCGUUUUCGUGAUUUUCUCGGUCCCUUAGACAGGUACAAGGAGCCUUACGAACUUCUGCCACAUCUAGAGGCAGGCAGUGCUCAUAUUCGUGAAAACGCGAAUGGGAACGCAAGUGGAAGAAACGAGUCCGGGAAACGUGGCGGAAAUUCGAAGGAUGGCGCGACCAGUGAAGUUACGUGUUUCGCGUGCAAGGAAACGGGACAUUGGAAACGCGAUUGUCCAAAUAAAUUAAAAUCCGGAAAGUGUUUUAAGUGUGGCAUUACAGGACAUCUCGCGCGAGACUGUGGCAAAAGUCAAAAUCGAAGCGGAGAAAUUUCGUCCACGACCACGGUUUCAAGCGGAAACGAAUUGGGGAGCAGUGUCGUGGCGAUCCGCGAAUGUGACGCGACGAGACUCGGGUUUGAGAUGGAAAAGGGCGAAAGUGAAGCUCUCGUGGGGUACAGAAACGGCGUCGUGCUGCCAAUUGGACGUAUGACCGGGUCGUUAUCAAUCGACGGGGUUGAGGCCCGGGUGGACGUUCACGUGGUACCUGACGAAGAUCAAGCGGUGCCCUUGCUCGUGGGUCACCCUUAUACUGAGCAACGACACGUGGUAAUUACCAGCAUGGCCGAUCAGCUGUUAAUCGAAGAAAGACGAGAUACAUUAACGACAGGAGCAGUGAGUGAAUCGGUAAAAACUGUGUUAUGUGCCGUGAACUCGUAUGAAGUGCCGGAUAAUUACGUGGGUAGAAUCUGUGUCGAGACGGAUUUUAAAUAUACCGAAUUAUUUGUGACUGGUGAUACGAGAGAAGCAGGACAGCUUAUUCCACGUUGCAUAGUCAAAACCGACGAAAAAGGGCAGGCAGUGCUUCCUGUGUUGAAUCUCUCAGGUGCGCCUCUCAAAGUGCCAGAAGGUAGUGUAGUGACUCGGGCGCACAAGUGUAGCGAGGCUAAAGUACGGGGACGUGAAGUAAAUGAUGUGCCAGUUACUCGAAUAGAAAUAGACACGGAUUUGGAAGGCGAGCAGGCGGAGAGGGUACUCGCCCUCAUAAACGAGCGUUUGAGAUGGAGAUUGAGACAGAGGACGACGAAGGAUCUCAUCAAGGAGCUGAAAGAAGCAGGCAUCGUGGAGGAAAGCUGUUCACCAUAUGCGAGUCCGAUGCUGCUGGUAAGAAAGGCGUCAGGUGAUAUACGCAUGUGCGUUGAUUUUCGCGCUCUUAAUAAAUUAAGUGUGAAGGAUCACUAUCCGCUUCCGCGAGUAGAUGAUCUCUUAGGCCGACUAGGGGGUAAAAAGUACUUUACCACUUUAGAUUUAGCAAGCGGAUACUAUCAAAUUCCGGUGGCUAAAGAUUCGCAACCCAAAACAUUGAGUUUUUGGGUUUUACGUUGUCCGACGGAGAAAAUUUCGCCAGGAACAAAAAUUCUAAGUGCUGUUAAAGAUUUUCCGCGACCAACGAAUGUGGGUGGGGUACGCUCAUUCGUCGGAACGGCGACCUUCUGUCGCAGAUUCAUCAAAAACUUUUCGUUGAUCGCGAAACCUCUAACGGACUUAACAGCGAAAAACGCGAAAUUCGAAUGGGGGCCGGAUCAUCAGAGGGCUUUCGACACAUUGAAGCAGCGGUUGCUCGAGAAGCCGGUACUCGCGAUUUAUACACCAGGGGCGGAAACUGAGGUGCACACGGACGCGAGUCAGAUAGGGCUGGGGGCGGUUUUAUUUCAGAGACAAAAGGAUGGCAAACUGCAUCCCGUGUUUAACUUUAGCCGGAAGACCAGCAAGGAUGAGUCGAAGUAUCACUCAUACGAGCUCGAGGCACUUGCGAUCGUGUGCGCACUUGAACGAUUCCGCGUUUAUUUAAUCGGAGUCAUUUUUACCAUCAGAACUGACUGCAAUAGCCUCAAAUUGCUUGAAUCGAAGAGGGACUUGGGCGCGCGAAUCGGACGGUGGUUUGUGCGUCUCGCCGAAUUCACCUAUCGGAUCGAGUACCUCAAGGGGGCAAGUAAUGUCGUGGCAGACGGGCUUAGUCGAAAUCCUGUAGAACCAGCCGAAGAACUAGGUUUGGUGGGGAUACCAGUAAUGGGGUUGCGGGUUACGACGGACUGGGUCGCCGCGAUGCAGAGGGGAAGUGAAGAAAUCAUGCAGAUUAGGGAAAAAUUAGAGGAGGGGGAUCAAGACACCCAUGAACGAUUCACGAUGUGUAAUGCGAGAAGGGAGGUUCCAAACUACCAGCGCUGA